AUGUUGGCGCCAGUGAGGCUCCCCGCUGUCGCCCCCCCUGCGCCGCCGCCGGGUCGUCGAAGGACACUCUCCCUGGCCGUCACCGCGCUGGCGGCACUGCCUCGCGCGCCGGCGCGCGCCGUGCGUACGGGCCGGCUGCCAGCGGCCUCCGUGUUCAUCGCGACCAGCGAGGAUGGCUUCAUCGCUAAGACGGAUGGCUCGCUUGAUUGGUUGACUCCAAGCGGCAAGGAGUUGCAGUAUGAGGCAGGCUUCGAGCGGUUCCUGUCCUCUGUGGACGCUGUGGUGAUGGGGCGCAAGACCUUCGAAUCCGUGAGGGACAUGGAGGGUGGCCCCUGGCCUUAUGGCGACCGGCUGGUGGUGGUCCUGAGCGAGAAGGGGGUGGCGGUGCCCGAGAGGCUGAAAGGAAAGGUGAAGCUGGCCAAAGGAAAGCCAGAGGACAUCCUUGCCGAUCUGGCCGCCUCGGGUGUCAAAGACGUCUACGUGGAUGGGGGCCAGACCAUCCGCCGCUUUUUGGCGGCGCGGCUGCUGACGAGGAUUAUUGUCAGCAAGAUGCCCGUCAGUCUUGGCGAUGGCGUGCCGCUGUUCACCGGCGAAGAUGCCAGCCGAUUAGAAGAGGUUGCCUCGAAGAAGCUGAGUGCAGGAGUGAAUCAGGUCACCUACAAGGUGAAGCCCUGA
Messenger RNA from Symbiodinium natans, 675 nucleotides. NCBI's taxonomy places the organism in Eukaryota, Dinophyceae, Suessiales, Symbiodiniaceae. The record is from the annotation of a GenBank genome assembly.